Messenger RNA from Paramacrobiotus metropolitanus, 1990 nucleotides. Its product is annotated as alpha-(1,3)-fucosyltransferase C-like. Bases 369 to 1706 code for a protein of 445 amino acids. Lineage: Eukaryota; Metazoa; Tardigrada; Eutardigrada; Parachela; Macrobiotidae. The record is from RefSeq and is a predicted model, not a curated record. Gene Ontology annotation, molecular function: alpha-(1->3)-fucosyltransferase activity. Gene Ontology annotation, cellular component: membrane. The transcript is spliced from 4 exons.
GACUGGACACUGUAUUGUAGUUUAAUAAUAUUUUCAUUGUCCAUCGAGAUUCUAACAGGUUAGCGGCAAACAAUACUGUGAGUUGUCGCUAUUGAAAUUCGGAUUCUUUUUGUUUUGUAUGAAAAGGUCGGUGGCCUUAUUAUCAAUGUUAUUAUAUGCCAGCGCCGCGGGUGUAACGGUACAAGUUCGACUCGACUACACUCAAAAAUUGCCACGGAUUGUGUGUUGUAUAACUGCCGUCGUCUACCUUGGCAUAUUGUAGCAAAAAACUGCUUAAGCGGCAGAAUCUUUAGAAAAGGCAUCAACAACCAUUGAAGCACAUUCUUCGUUCUGCCGUCGCCGAAAUGUUUGAUUUCAAGUAACCAUGGAUGGCGGAAAUGUUAUUAGCCAAAAUAUCCCGUAUUUCUCCGGCAAUUUUUGGAGGAUGUCUUGCAGCAUAUAUGAUAUUUGCUGUGCUGACUUUCCGAUCCGAUCGCCAUGCAGGGAAUGGAAGUGGGAAAAGCAAUGAACUUCCGGUCGAAAAUAAACUGACCACUCCUGGAUCGUCUGCCAACGGUAAUGCCGGUACUUUGGACGACAUCGGUCACCCGUCAACGGCGGGGACACCAGCAGUUAACACGGAAGUCGAUUUGAUGACCGAAGAAUAUCCAAAAAUAAUUUUAUUCUGGACAAAAUUUUUUGGUGGACCAAACUCUUUCAUGGGAGAAGAAGGGCUGAAACUGAAGGAUUGUCCUAUAAACAACUGUGUUCUGUCGGACGACCGCGAAGAUGUGAACAUUAGCGAUGCUCUGAUAUUUCAUCCCAUCGAUUUUGAUAAUCUUGAUCUCCCAGUGUCACGACAGCCGCAUCAGUAUUACAUAUAUUUUGUAUUGGAAUCACCUCAUCAUGCCAGCGCCGUCGGUCCACCGGGUUUUUUUAAUUUGACGUUUACCUAUCGCUUCGACUCCGAUAUCAUUGCGGAUAAUUACCUCCAGUACUUUCGUCCAGUACUUUGGACCCGUCCCGGUGAAUUUGAUGAUUUAUGGGCAAUUAAAAGAAAAGUGUCGGCUAUCUUUAUGUCGAACUGCGGUGCGCCUAGUCAAAGGGAGAAAUAUAUUGCGAUGCUGAAGGAGCAUAUGCCUGUGGAUGUGUACGGGGCUUGCGGCGACAUACAGUGUCCAAGAAGCACACAGAAAGACUGUGAUGCCUUGAUAAAGCAGUACAAAUUCUAUUUUGCGUUUGAGAACAGUAUCUGCAAAGACUACAUAAGCGAAAAAAUCAUUCGAGCCUUCGAUGCCGGUGCAGUUCCAGUGGUAAUGGGCGGUGCCAAUUAUUCGACAAUUUUUCCUCCCAAUUCCGUCAUCGAUGCCUUAAAUUUUGGAUCACCGAAAAUUCUGGCUGAGUAUUUGAUGCACCUUGCGCAAAAUAAGAAUGCAUAUUUGCGUCAUUUUAAAUGGCGCUUCCAACCGGAACAAAUGAAAUUAGCCCCUUUCCUCAGCCCUGAGACAGUAUCGUUGUGCAAACUUUGCGCCUUGCUCCAUGCUGAACCUCGAAUUCAGAAAUCCUAUGCUGAUUUGCAACUGUGGUGGGAAAAGGAAGCCAAAUGUGUUACACCGGACUGGAUGGCCACCUUCGGUGCUUCCAGUCCACCGCCGUCUGCUCAGCUGGCACCUGGAUCGGUCAUUUCCGGCUUCGUACCGUACACACAACCUUUAUUGUUUGUAUGAUCGUUAACAAUACCCAUGUUGCUUUGUGAUACGCUCGCAAUAUAGCGACAGUUACCUCUGCAUCUUUCGUUGCUUACAAUUAACUUAUGCCAGUUAUUAGAAAACGAAUUUGUAAAAUUGAAAUUUUGGAUUGUUCGGCGCUGAUAUGUACCACAGCAAAGAUAACAAAUAAGACUCGCAGGUCGCUCGCACUUAGUGCGAGCGACCUGCAUUGCCUACCUUGAGUUGUGUUUUAAGUAAAAUAAUUAUACAGAUGUAUUAUCCUAGUAUUCUCAAACAUGACU